Radiomyces spectabilis is the source of this 1459-nucleotide messenger RNA. RefSeq lists its product as uncharacterized. The transcript is spliced from 2 exons. The record is from RefSeq and is a predicted model, not a curated record. NCBI's taxonomy places the organism in Eukaryota, Fungi, Mucoromycota, Mucoromycetes, Mucorales, Radiomycetaceae. Bases 93 to 1256 code for a protein of 387 amino acids.
GCUAAGGUUACGAGCCGGUGAAACCAGGUGCACCAGAUCACACACACUCGUGCUUAAAUUUUGACAUCUUAUAAAUACAUCCAUUGAUCUGGAUGCAAGCUAAAAGUUCUUUGUCUUUUUGCAAUAGGUUUUUUUUUUAUUCCAUAUACCCAAUGUCUGAUAAUACUGCCCUCCAACAGGAAUCUCCUGUCCGGAUCAUUGAAAACAGCCCUACGCCCGUGGAAAUUGCCGCGCCCAGUAACACAGAUCAUAUCACUGCGGAUCAACCCCUGAAUUCAACGGAGAAUAAUACCACCGCCGCAGAAGAUACCGUCGCAAGCGAGUUGCCUCAAGAUACAACGCCAAAAUGCGAACAAGACAAAUCUGAUACCGAAAAAGCACAAUUCGAAAAAGAUGAUGCAAAUAAAGCACCGAAUUCUAACGAUUUGGGUUUGUCCGAGGAAACAGAAGCCAAGCCUGCCACGGAAUCAUCCACAUCGGACUCGGCAACCAAGAAAACGACGCUAAGCAAGCGUCGCACCUUAUUCAACCCGUUCUUCAAGUCUAAAAAGGAAGAUCAGUCACCCAAAAAAGAAGAGACAUCUGCACCUGCUGAGCCAUCGCAAGAAGAGUUGGAUGCAUCGGAUUCCACAGAGAAUGCCUCUGAAGCGCCAGCAGCACCCGAGAAGAAAAAGUCUAAGGGGUUUGCUUCCUUAUUUUCUCGAUCCAAGUCAACUCCCAAGGCCGCGCAAAGCACCCACUCUUCUCCUGCUGUGGAAGACGAUACUGCCUCCACUACAACCGAAUUACCUCCAAUCGAACAAUUCCAACCGAUUGAAACUGAAGCUGUGGUAAACGAAUGCAAGGACGAUGUUCCUCAAGUGGUCACUCCCGAAAACCACGACCAAGUGCAGGUUGAAACAAGUGAAGCUAAGAAAGACGAGCCUAACACGGAAUCUGAACAAAUCAAGCCCGCUGAAGCAUCGGAUGAACAAGGUGAAGUCGCAACAUCUAGCCCGGCGACAGAAGAAGAUAAACCAGUGACGACUAUGCAACCUCAGAAACGUCAGUCCUUUAUCAGCAAGUUAUUCGGCAAAAAGAAGCAUCCCAAGGAAGAAAAGCCGGAGCCUGUGAUCAAGGAAGAACCAAAGGAAGAAACCAAACAAUACAAGCAGGAAGAGAUCGAGGACAGCGAUGCUUCAUCGGGUCCUGUGGAACCAGGUAAUGACAGGAUGACAAUGUUCGUGUGCGGCAUAAUCACGGUCACGGGGCACUGACGUUUGUGUUUUUUGUCUCUCGUUUAGAAACCAUUAUCAUUGAGCAAGUGGCUGUAGAUGAAAGCAAAAAGGAGUUAUCGCGACCUUCAUCUCCACUGGGACGUCGCUUAACCGAUUUGUUAUCCAAGAUCCCUAGUGGCAAGAAGGAUAAAUCAUCUUCCAAAGCUACUACCGACAGUGACGUGUCGGGUACCUCCACCCCU